Messenger RNA from Zea mays, 4334 nucleotides. RefSeq names its product probable histone acetyltransferase HAC-like 3. The transcript is spliced from 17 exons. The record is from RefSeq and is a predicted model, not a curated record. Gene Ontology annotation, cellular component: histone acetyltransferase complex; transcription regulator complex. Gene Ontology annotation, molecular function: histone acetyltransferase activity; transcription coactivator activity; zinc ion binding. Gene Ontology annotation, biological process: positive regulation of transcription by RNA polymerase II. NCBI's taxonomy places the organism in Eukaryota, Viridiplantae, Streptophyta, Magnoliopsida, Poales, Poaceae. Bases 304 to 4011 code for a protein of 1235 amino acids.
ACUCAUAGCAGGAGAUUGUUGAAGACAGUCUCAAAAUCGGUCCGUCUGGGGAUCCAAUCCACAUGCGAGCUGGACCCGCCGAGUGGCCCCCAUGGCCUUGACUUAUUUACCCUUUCCCUCUCCAUCCUCCCCUUCCUUCUGAUCGCCUCCUUCCCGUUCCCCGCAGCCGCCCAAACCCUAGCCCUAGCCCCUAGCCCCGCUGCCGGCAAGGCCGGAGCGCCCGGAGCCCCCGCUGGCCGGCCCCGGAGAAGACGUCCCAUGCGGCUGUAUCGCGCAGGGGAAAUUUAGGUGAAUGUUACAAGCAUGAUGACUCAAACCCUGCAAGGGAAAGUUAUGGCCUACACACCGAGCAGUUUUCCUGUUCAGCAACAGAUUCUGCCGGAGGAUCUUGAAAUGCUUCAGCUGGAUAACAUGGACCAGGGUACCUCUCCGGUUCGUGCUGUCAUCAUUAAAAGAAUUGAAACAUGCCUGAGAAAUAGAGAAGAAUUUUGUAACUUGUGCCCAGAUUCAUUACUGAAAGCUUCAGAAAUCAUUGACAACCUGCUAUACAAAAUUGAUCCGCAGCCCCAAUACAUGGAUCUUGACACAAUAGAAGCCAGGGUGAAUGAUUUGCUGAGAUCGUUCCUGUAUGGAAACCAAAGAGACCCAUGGAUAUCUUCAGCAGUUCCAUCAACAAAAGAUUUGAGGCAGCUGCCUGGGAUACAAAUGACAGACUCUAGUGUAUAUCAUAAUAGAGUUGUCCCUGGUUUUACUAAUUUGCCUGCACGCCCAGGAGGCAUACCUUCACAUGCUGUGUUCACUGCUCAGAGAUAUGUACCACUGAAUCACAACAUGACUGCUGCCAGUUUUGCUCUAGUUGAAAGGCCUGAAAGCUUUAUGAGUACCGUAGUUGCUCCAUCUGUGUCAGGACUUCCUAACUGUAUUUCUGGCCCUGGUGGGAUUGAUAGUUCUGGAUUGCAAAAUGGCUAUUCAAAGGACCAUUUUCCAGGUGAUGCUUAUCAUGUUGAUAGUCCACAACUGUCUAUGUCCGGGAGUCCCAGUCCUUUAUCAGCCUUAUGUGAUCCAAUCACAAGUUCGGGUGCAAUGAUAAGAUCAUCAAUGGAUUUUAUCCCUAAAGCAAGUGGGCAAAAACUCUUUACUGGCAAAGGACAAAUGUUUCAACAAUACAGAGAAUAUGAGAAAGAGUUAGAUGGUGCAUGGAGCCACCCCACAGAGAAGCCAGUUCACUCAAAUAGGACAACUCAGAGCGAUGAAAUAUAUCUCAAAGGAGAAUGCGGACCUGAUACACUCACAGAAAUGAAGGAAAACUAUGGGCGCAUCUCAGACUCUAGAGAUCCUUGUGACCCUGAGAGAGAAAUUGUUGAGAGAUCUGAACAGACAUCAAAUAUCACAGUAUCAAAGGCAACUUCACCAAUUUCAGAUGAAUCUUCUGGCAGGCGUCCAGCAAAACGCCUGAAGGCUGAUGCUCCCCGUCUUGUCAAUGUCAAUCAAGUAGAGAGUCCACAGGAGCAAAAACCUGUUGUGAAUGAGAAUCAUGUAUCUGGUGGUGAAACAGUACAAUCGGAAAUCACAGAAUUACCUGCAAAACCACCUUGCAGUUCAUUGGGAGACAUUAAUGCUGAGAGCAAUAAUAUGCUUGAACAGGGUAGUGAAGAUGUACCCAACAUGGAUAUUGUUAAGGAAGAGGAAUUGUCCCGUGCAAAAGGUGACAUUGAGAUGAAAGAUGCUAAGACUGUUGCAUUGGAUCAUACACCAAAAGGGGUCAAUUUAAGUUCAAGACGAAAGAGAGGGGCUUCUAUACUUUAUGGAUUAACUGCUGAGGAGCUUAGAGAUCACAUGAGUAGUCUAAUAAACCGGCAUACUUGUCAGAGCAAGGUGACAUCUCAAGAAUUCCCAUCAAUUGAUGGAUUGCCUGAUCAGAACACAUGCAGUUUGUGUGGGAUGGAGAAGCUUCUUUUUGAACCUCCUCCACGAUUUUGUGCGCUCUGUUUCAAAAUAAUAAAUUCUGCAGGGUGCUAUUAUGUUGAAGUUGAAAAUGGAACUGAGAAAUCUUCUAUAUGUAGCAAAUGCCACCAUCUUAGCAGUUUAAGAGCUAAAUAUCAGAAGAAAUUUAAUUAUGCAGAAACAGAUGCUGAGGCUGAAUGGUGGGUCCAGUGCGACAAGUGCAAAGCUUGGCAACAUGAAAUCUGUGCUCUUUUUAACAGAAAGUGUGAAGGGGCAAAGGCUGAGUAUACUUGUGCAAAAUGUUUUUUGAAGGAAAAGGAUAGUGGAGAUAUUCAGGCACUGGAGUCAUCCACUGUUCUUGGGGCACAGGAGUUACAAAGAACCAAGCUAAGUGAUCAUAUUGAGCAAAGACUUUCAGAGAGGCUUGAGCAGGACAGGCAACAGAGGGCGAGCGCCUCUGGAAAAGUUGCUGAAGAGGUACCAGGUGUGAAAGGGCUUACAGUUAGAGUAGUUUCUUCAGCCGAAAGAUUACUGCAAGUCCAACCACGUUUUCGUGGUUUUUUUAAACAAGGAAAGUAUCCUGGGGAAUUUCCAUACAAAUCGAAGGCCAUUCUCUUGUUUCAAAAGAUCGAAGGUGUGGAUGUUUGCCUCUUUGCCAUGUAUGUACAAGAGUAUGGCUCAGAUUGCCCACCACCAAAUCAAAGACAUGUUUAUCUUGCAUAUAUUGAUUCUGUCAAAUACUUCCGGCCUGAAAUCAAAUCUGCAACUGGAGAAGCUCUCCGCACCUUUGUGUAUCAUGAAAUUUUGAUUGGUUAUCUGGACUACUGCAAGAAACGAGGGUUUGUAAGCUGUUCAAUAUGGGCUUGCCCAUCUACGAAGCGAGAUGAUUAUGUUUUAUAUUGCCAUCCAACAGUACAAAAGAUGCCCAAGUCUGACAAGCUUCGAAGCUGGUACCAGAACCUGAUCAAGAAGGCCAUUAAGGAGGGUGUUGUUGUGGAGCGUAAUACACUCUCUGACUUCUUCCUUCAGCCUACAAAUGAGUGCAAGGCCAAUAUUUCGGCAGCAUGCUUGCCAUAUUGUGAGAACGAUUUCUGGCCUGGAGAAGCAGAGAGGCUGCUUGAGAAGAAAGAUGAUAAUGCUUCACAGAAGGAAGAGACACAGGUAGGAAGGCUCUUGCGUGUUGCCAAACGCGACGACAGAAAAGGAAACCUUGAUGAUAUUUUGCUUGUGCAUAAGCUUGGGGAAAGGAUGCGCACAAUGAAAGAAGACUUCAUUAUGCUUUGUCUGCAACAGUUUUGCAAGCACUGCCACCAUCCUAUCCUAUCUGGCAAAAGUUGGGUUUGCACUAGCUGUAAAAAUUUCCAUCUAUGUGACAAGUGUCAUGCAGAGGAGCAGAAUACAGCACAGAAGGACAGGCAUCCGGCCACCACAAAACAGAAGCAUGCAUUCGAAAGAAUGGAGGUACAACCUCUUCCAGAGACUGAUGAUGGAGAUCCGACAAUGGAAAGUAAGUAUUUUGACAGCAGGAUCGAUUUCUUGAAGCACUGCCAAGACAAUCAAUUCCAGUUUGAUACCAUCCGGCGGGCAAAGCACUCUACAAUGAUGAUUCUGUAUUACCUACACAAUUCAACCUGCUCUGCUUGCCAUCGUGCCGUGGACCAAUGCUUGGUGUGGCGGUGCCUAGAGUGCCUAGGCUGCACCUUUUGUGGUCAAUGCUAUAAACAAAAUGGUCAAGGCUUGCAUAUUCAUGAAUUAAGGCAGAUUGACACUAGAGAAACUUCACAGAAGCACACUCUACAGGACUACAUUGAUGGCCUUGUGCAUGCAUCGAGGUGCUAUGAUCCACGUAACUGCACCCAUCCACUCUGUUUAACCCUGAAGAAACUGUUCGCCCAUGGUGCACGAUGCCAUGUCCGUGCCUGCAAUAGCGGCGGUUGCAAAAAGUGUCUCUUUAUGUGGAAACUCCUGUUCCGCCACUCAAAAGAUUGCAACGACGGAGACUGCGCGGUUCCUAGAUGCAGGGAUGUAAAGGCAUUCAUAGCUGAAAAGAUGAAGCUUAAAAUCUAGUAAUGGACCCCCUCCCCCUUCUCCCCCUUCCUUAACCAGUCAAAUUCGUUGAUGAAGAUGCAAUAAACUGCGGUUGGCCAUUGCUGGUGGAUGGAACUGCAAGGUAAAUAAUGUGGUGACUUACUGCUUCUGGUGUGGUUGCAUGUGCUCCAUGCCACAGAGGAUCACCCAACCGAAGCUUACAUAGGCAAUCUGACAUUGGUUUUUAGUGCCCGUACAUACCUUGUACAUAUAGUUUUUCUCUCCAACACAAAUAGGGGUUUGUUUUAAUUUCUUCAUCGUCAAAGUUUUGUUCUCCAUAAUGUCUGCCUCAUUUUUGUUCA